GGCAUUGACCGCAGUUCCUCUCACAGGCCCGAAGAGCUGAUGGUUCCAGGCUUUCAGCACUCGGCCCCUCCAAACUUGCCACAUCACCAUGAUGAUGACGUGGAUCUGGAGAAGCUGGUGAACGAGAUGAACUCCUCCAUGGAGAGCGUGUAUUCCACCCAGGCGGACACGGCGCUCAUCCUCAACGGGCACCAUCACCACAUGCACGGUGGCCCCUGCGCCCGACACGGCCCGGCCCUGCCAUCCACGCCAUCCAGGGAGAGGCUGCGGCACUCUCAACCCAUGCACAUCCAGGCCGCCAGGUGUCUACGGGAAGAGCAGCAUCUGCGUCCUGCUUCACUUCCUGCCAUCCCCAACCCUUUCCCAGAGCUCUGCAGUCCAUCCGGCUCUCCGAUUCUCAGCCCUGUUGAGGGCUGUGACCAGCAUAUUGUGAAGGUGUGGAGCGAGGAUGGGGCCGGUAAAGUUGUGGAGAUCCCGGCAGACAUGACGGCCAGAGACGUGUGCCAGCUCCUGGUCUACAAGAGCCACUGUGUGGACGACAACGCCUGGACACUGGUGGAGCACCACCCCAUCCUUGGCCUUGAGAGAUGCCUGGAGGACCACGAGCUGGUGGUUCAGGUUCAAGCCUCCAUGAGCAGCGACAGCAAAUUCCUCUUCAGGAAGAACUAUGCCAAAUAUGAAUUCUUCAGGAACCCCCUGAACUUCUUUCCAGAGCAGAUGGUGGCUUGGUGUCAGGAGUCUGAUGGCACGAUCCCUCAAUCGCAGCUCUUACAGAACUUCCUGAACUCCAGCAGCUGUCCAGAGAUUCAAGGCUACCUGUACGCAAAAGAACCCGGACGCAAGUCCUGGAAGAAGCUCUACAUGUUCUUACGCCGCUCCGGCCUCUACUUCUCCACUAAAGGAACAUCCAAGGAGCCACGACACCUGCAGCUUUUGUCCGAUUUGGACGACAGCAACAUCUUCACAGUUAUCACCGGCAGAAAACUGCACAACGCCCCCGCAGACUUCCAGUUCUGCAUCAAGCCCAGUAAAGCCAGGGGAGACUGCAAAGAGAUGAAGAUGUUGUGUGCUGAAGACGAGCAGAGCAGGACCUGCUGGAUGACCGCUUUCAGACUUCUUAAGCAUGGCAUCGUCCUGUAUAAGAGUUACAGCGUGCCCCAGCACAGGAAGCCAAACCUGUCACAUUUCUCCACGCCUGUGCGGAGUGUGUCUGAAAACUCUCUGGUGGCGAUGGACUUCUCAGGAAGAACGGGCCGCGUCAUCGACAACCCCGUGGAAGCUCAGAGCGCCGCCCUAGAGGAGGGUCAGACGUGGCGGAAACGGAGCCAGCGUAUGAAUGUCCUGGGCAGCUCGUCACCUUUGCACCCGUCCUCUUUGAGCACAGUCAUCCACAGGACGCAGGUUUGGUUUCACGGUCGCAUCAUGAGAGAAGAAGCCCACAAAAUGAUCAUCCAACAAGGCCAAGUAGACGGGUUGUUCCUGUUGCGGGACAGUCAGAGUAACCCCAAGGCCUUCGUGCUCACCAUGUGCCACCACCAGAAGAUCAAGCACUUCCAGAUCCUACCGGUGUUCAAGCGCUUUGUUGAGAUCGGCCGCGUGGUCUACAUCUCUUUUGGACCUUAUUCCGGCAAGCUGGUGGCCAUUGUUGACGUUAUUGACCAAAACAGGGCUCUUGUGGACGGUCCCUGCACAGGUGUGAAGAGGCAAGCUUUGCCCUUUAAGGUCAUGCAGCUCACAGACUAUGUCAUCAAAGUUCCUCACAGUGCCCGCCAGAAGUUUGUGAGGAGAGCCUGGGAGAAGGCCCAAGUCAACGAGAAGUGGGAACAGAGCAAUUGGUUCAAGAAGAUCGAGGCACGAGAGAAGAGGGCCAAAAUGUCUGACUUUGACCGCUACAGGGUGAUGCAGGCCAGGAGGAUUAGGAACAGGCUCAUCAAGGUUGAGGUGAAAAGGCUGCAGAACGCAGCAAAGAAGGCGGCAAGGAAAGCGGACGCAGCCAAGAAAGGGGGCACAGACAAAGCGGACGCAAAAAAAGCGGCCGCAAAGAAAGUGCGCGCAAAGAAAACGGGCCCGAGGAAAGCGGGCCUAAAGAAAGGCCUAAAGAAAGCAGGCGCUAAGAAAGCAGAGCCAGAGAAAGUGGAGGCGAAAGAGUGAAACCUUUUUCAAAAUAAACUUUGCUUCUCCA
Messenger RNA from Entelurus aequoreus (snake pipefish), 2182 nucleotides. RefSeq names its product large ribosomal subunit protein eL14-like. The coding region runs from base 40 to 2151 and encodes 703 amino acids. The record is from RefSeq and is a predicted model, not a curated record. Gene Ontology annotation, molecular function: structural constituent of ribosome; insulin receptor binding; RNA binding. Gene Ontology annotation, cellular component: cytosolic large ribosomal subunit; ribosome. Gene Ontology annotation, biological process: translation; negative regulation of Wnt signaling pathway; negative regulation of insulin receptor signaling pathway. The transcript is spliced from 19 exons. NCBI's taxonomy places the organism in Eukaryota, Metazoa, Chordata, Actinopteri, Syngnathiformes, Syngnathidae.